This is a messenger RNA of Thamnophis sirtalis, 936 nucleotides long. Its product is annotated as olfactory receptor 9K2-like. Gene Ontology annotation, molecular function: G protein-coupled receptor activity; olfactory receptor activity. Gene Ontology annotation, biological process: G protein-coupled receptor signaling pathway. Gene Ontology annotation, cellular component: membrane. Lineage: Eukaryota; Metazoa; Chordata; Lepidosauria; Squamata; Natricidae. The record is from RefSeq and is a predicted model, not a curated record.
AUGCGGAGAAAUCAGACUGAAAUCACAGAAUUUAUUCUUCUUGGAUUUGGAGAAGUUUAUCAUCUGCAGAUCUUCUUGUUUCUAUUUUUUCUGGUAAUAUAUAUCAUGACCAUGACUGCCAAUAUUAUUGUUAUUCUUCUUAUUGUGAAUGAUAAACGUCUACAUACCCCAAUGUAUUUCUUUUUGGGAAAUUUGUCCUGCUUGGAGACUUUCUAUAGCUCAACCAUCCUGCCCAGAAUUCUAGCUAGUCUUCUGACAGGAAACAAGAAAAUAUCUGUUUCAGGUUGUAUUACUCAGCUAUAUUUCUUUGCAUUCCUGAUUAGUACAGAAUGCUACCUGCUUUCUGUGAUGUCAUUUGACAGAUAUUUAGCUAUCUGCAAGCCUCUCCAAUAUGCAACAAUUAUGAAUAUGAGACUUUGUGUUCAAUUAGUCUUUGCCUCUUGUUUGAAUAGCAUGGUAUUUACCUCUAUAUUUUUAGGCAUUGUCUUAAAAAUACAAUUCUGUGGUCCACAUGAAAUUGAUCACUUCUAUUGUGAUUCUCUACCACUUGUAAAACUUUCUUGCAAUCACAUCAACCUUGUGAAAAAUGUCACAAUGAUAGUUUCAUUCAUCUUUACUUUUCCUCCUUUUCUUUUGACACUGACAUCUUAUGCAUAUAUUAUUAUUACUAUCCAGAAAAUUUCAACCUCUACUGGGAGACAAAGGACUUUUGCUACCUGUUCUUCUCAUCUGAUUGUUGUCUCUAUUUUCUAUGGAGCAUUAAUAAUUGUAUAUCUAAUACCCAAAACUGAAACCAUAAAUCUCAAUAAACUAGCUUCUGUCCUUUACACAGUUCUUCCACCCAUAGCUAACCCCCUCAUAUAUAGCCUGAGAAACAAAGAUGUCAAAGAAGCCAUGAAAAAGGUGGUGACAAAUAUUUUGAAAAUCCAUUUGUAA